Messenger RNA from Nothobranchius furzeri (turquoise killifish), 1397 nucleotides. The record is from RefSeq and is a predicted model, not a curated record. Lineage: Eukaryota; Metazoa; Chordata; Actinopteri; Cyprinodontiformes; Nothobranchiidae.
UGGAAAUAGUGUGCGAAUGGAGAAGGAGGGAUUUGUGCGAAGUCUGAGCACACUUUUGGAGAGGGGGGUCGAUGUGCAGCAAGUCGUGACUGACCGCCACACAGGAGUGCAGAAGUAUUUGCGGGAGGAAAAAAAGGAAAUCAGUCACUACUUUGACCCCUGGCACAUGGGAAAAGGAAUUGGUAAGAAAAUCGAAGAGCUGGGGAAGAGAAAGACGACCCAGGAUGUGAGACUGUGGAAGCAAAGUGUGGUGAACCACCUCUACUGGUCAGCAUCCAGUUCUUCCUCAGGACAGGAGGCAGUAGCAAAGUGGACUUCAGUUGCCAACCACAUCCAAAAUGUGCACAGCCAUGACAACGCCCUGUUCCCUAGCUGUCUGCAUGCACCUCUGGAUGGAGAACAGGCAAGACAGUGGCUCAAACCAAGCACAGCAUCAUGUGAGAAGCUCACUGCCAUUCUGUUAGCUCCACGGUUUGUGAAGGACAUAGAGAAGAUAAGCCCUCAGUACCACACAUCCACCUUGGAGGCUUUCCACAGUCUCUUCAUCAGAUUUACUCCAAAAAGUCAAGUCUUCUCCUUCAAAGGAAUGCUGUCUAGAUUACAAAUUGCUGCAAUGCACUAUAAUGAAAAUGCAGCAUGCUCACAUGCAGCAACAGCAACUGGUGAGCUGAGAUAUGCUGUAGUGUACCCAAAGUACAAACGUGGAGACUACACAGUGAGAGCCCUGAAGACCAAUCCAACCUCAUUAUAUGUGCACAAGCUUAUGGACCUGCUGUUCGACUCUGUGGUGGUGGAUCCUCUCCCAUAUCAGGAGUACUCGGACAAAAUUACGGUUCCAGAACCGCUCUGUGCCCAGUUCCAAAGACCAGAUAAACGGGAUGCUGUGAGCAGGCAUAGGUCCAGGUUUUAAAGUGCACGUAAGGUGAGCUACACAACAAGAGAUUGUAAUUAUUAGUUAGUAUUCUACUCUGUGUGGUUUUUCCUUUUCUCCUCCUCAGCCAGGCUGCUCACCACUGUACGACAGAGGAGUUACCUGUCGUCAUUAUGGAUCUUUAUGCUCAUCCACUCGUGACUCAUGCUGUCCACCUCCCAGAUGUCUAUUGAUCUCUACAACCUUUCUGCUCUGUGGCUCCCAUACAACUUGAAAAUCUUGGCCAGCCUCCUGAUCUUGUAACAGAAAAACCUGUGCUCCCGGGAUCCAUCUCCACGUUUGUCAUCACAGUGAAAGCUACCUCCAGUCUAAGGAACCUAUGAAACAUCACUGUUGGCCCAACCUCUCCUCACAUGGCUCCAGAAUCUCUGCUUGUGGUUUAGUUUUGUCAAAAAUCAUGAAAGUUAUGAUCAGAUUGUAAUCUAACAUUGUCUUAGUAGUAGCUAUAAUAAAUGUUAUCUUUGCA